AUACUUAUGUAUCCAAAAUCGAGGCAUGCCAAAAUCGAACCGUGCUAAAAUCGAACCAUGCCAAAUACGAAAUCUCACUGUAUUGCUUUUCCCUUGACUUUUCCGUGUUGGUUUGGUAUACUUCCAGAAAACAGUACCUCUAAUUGUGGCUUAUCAACGGUGGAAAAGACGCGAGCUGGGGCAAAGAUUAUGACUGAAAUGAUUUAAUGCAGUUGCGCUUUGUUUCUUGAAUUGAUCUACAUCAGUCAGCCCUCGAUCAACGUUGAGUUAGGAAGCGCUUUUGUGAAAAUUAAUCAGCAAUUGUAAAUGGCUACGUUUGAUCCAACAGAACACCAACAUACCCGUUUCAACCCAUUAACAGGGCAAUGGAUAUUGGUAAGCCCGCAUCGUAUGCAGCGGCCUUGGUCAGGUCAAGAAGAGCGACCACAAUCUAUAGAUUUACCUGAAUUCGACCCAAAUAACCCAUUGUGUCCUGGUGUCACUCGUGCUAAUGGAGUCAAAAAUCCGAUAUAUUCGUCAACCUUCGUCUUUACUAAUGAUUUUCCAGCUUUGCUGGAGGAUGUACCAUUGCCACCAGAAAAUAAUGACCCGCUGUUUCAAACCGGGGGUGCUCGUGGUACUUGCAAAGUAAUGUGUUUUCACCCAAAAUCAAACAAAACAUUGCCACUAAUGACACCGAAGGAAAUUCGUUCAGUUAUUGAUGCAUGGAUUAAGGAAUACAACUUAUUGGGUAGUAAAUAUCCUUGGGUGCAAAUAUUCGAAAACAAAGGCGCCAGUAUGGGAUGUUCUAAUCCACACCCACACUGUCAAAUUUGGGCGUGCUCUUGUUUGCCCAACGAGCCACGUGUAAAAGAUGAGAAGCUACGUGAGUACUUCCAAACUCAUGGUACGGCACUUUUGGAAGAUUACGUCAAAAAAGAAAUCAUAAAGAAGGAACGCAUCGUGUUGGAAAACCCCGACUGGUUAGUUGUUGUUCCAUUCUGGGCCAGUUGGCCUUUCGAGACAAUGGUCGUUUCAAGGAAUGGUAAUCGGCGUAUUUCUGAUUUAAACCAACAACAAAUAAAUAAUUUAGCGAUUGUUAUGAAAGAACUCACAAUCAAAUAUGACAAUUUGUUCAAGUGCUCAUUUCCAUACAGCAUGGGAUGGCAUGGCGCACCAACUGGAACAUUAUCCAAUAAUGAUGAUAAUCAUUGGACUUUGCAUGCCAUUUAUUAUCCACCAUUACUUCGGUCGGCAACGGUACGUAAGUUUAUGGUCGGUUUUGAGUUACUUUGUCAGGCACAGCGAGAUCUAACCCCUGAACAGGCAGCUGCAAAGUUACGUCAACUAUGUGGAAAAAAACACUAUAGUGAGCAUAUAUAGAUAUUUUCUAGUUUGUAAAGGCUAUCGAAUAUGAAACAGUAAAAUCCAUUUCGAACGUAUAUUGAAAAAAAAACAGUUUACAUUUUUUUUAAACUUCGGCGUCUGUCCAGACUUUGCAGCUCAUGUAGUAAUAACGCUACA
Molecule: messenger RNA, 1503 nt
Organism: Sabethes cyaneus
Lineage: Eukaryota; Metazoa; Arthropoda; Insecta; Diptera; Culicidae
Gene: Galt
Product: probable galactose-1-phosphate uridylyltransferase
Exons: 4
Coding region: 307-1362 (351 amino acids)
Biological process (GO): beta-D-galactose catabolic process via UDP-galactose, Leloir pathway
Cellular component (GO): cytoplasm
Molecular function (GO): zinc ion binding; UDP-glucose:hexose-1-phosphate uridylyltransferase activity
Source: RefSeq, a predicted model, not a curated record